ACCUGGGGAUAUCUGGGGUAUCUCUCUGCAGACCAGGGGGUAUAUUUCCACUAACCUGGGGAUAUCUGGGGUAUCUCUCUGUAGACCAGGGGAUAUAUCUCCGCUAACUAGGGGAUAUCUGGGGCAUCUCUCUGUAGACCAGGGGGUAUAUCUCCACUAACCAGGGGAUAUCUGGGGUAUCGCUCUGCAGACCAGGGGGUAUAUCUCCACUAACCAGGGGAUAUCUGGGGUAUCUCUCUGUAGACCAGGGGGUAUAUCUCCGCUAACUAGGGGAUAUCUGGGGUAUCGCUCUGCAGACCAGUGAGAUAUAUCUUUGCUAACCACGCAAUAUCAGAGGUAUCUCUAUGCAGACCAGGGGGUAUAUCUCCACUAACCAGGGGAUAACAGAGGUAUCUCUAUGCAGACCACGGGGUAUUUGGGGCAUCUCUCUGUAGACCAGGGGGUAUAUCUCCACUAACCUGGGGAUAUCUGGGGCAUCUCUCUGUAGACCAGGGGGUAUAUCUCCACUGACCAGGUGAUAUCUGAGCUAUCUCUUUGUAAACCAGGAGGCAUAUUUCGGCCAUGCAGGGGGUAUUUCUGCAGGGAACCAGGUCUCUGUGAUAUUUAUCUUUCCUUCAGAAGACAUUUUGCCCUCAUCCUAGUUGGAUUUGUUGCCCACUCCUUUGCUCCCUGUGCAGACAUUGCAGGAGGGUGAAUAACGAAGUGAUGUGGAAGGAGUGAAGAUAGCGGAGCCUCCCCCAGCAUCGCCCUCCCCUGAUGUGACACCGAGCUGCUCACAUGCUGACAGUUACUUUCACAGACAGAGACCUUUUGUAUGUCUGCCCACUGGAGGGCAAUAAGUACAAUGCAUCGACCUAGUGGGGUGGGCAGCACCUUCUCCAUAGACUCUUUGAUUGGGACCCCAGCAGUGAGACCAGGACAAGUUCUCUACACCGGGUACCCCAUGUUCAUGCCCUACAGACCUCUGGUGAUUCCUCCAUCUCCAUUGCCUCCCAUGGGUCCGAUGUCCUCAUACAACGAGCGCUUGAAUAACACUUUUUGUGCCAGCCUUGGGCCAGGACUUCCCUCCAUGGUCGCCCUCACCACAGCUCUGCCCAGCUUCAGAGACUUGCCUGAUGGAUUUUAUGCUCAGGAAUCUCAGAGUGGAUCUACAAACUCUGCCGACGGAAACAGACAGCAAGAAUCUCACAAGACAGAGGAGAAGAGUCCCAACCAAACCACCUACUCGGAAUCCUACCCCAACCUGGCAGGAGACUCCAAGUUGUACAGCUCAGAUGAAGAAAAGAUGGGAGGAAAAACCUCAGAACCAGGCUGCAGUGACCAUGAUGAAGAGGAGACCUCUGGGGAGAGCUGUGAUGAGAACCUUCCAGAUCAAGCGCAAAGCCCAACAAGGCCCAGGACUAAGGGGAAGAAUGCCUCUCAAGACCCAUGCAGAGAUGGAGCAGGGACUUCUGGCAAAAGCCGAAGACACAGGACAGCAUUCACCAGUGAGCAGCUCCUGGAACUUGAAAAGGAAUUCCACUGUAAGAAAUACCUGUCCCUCACAGAGAGGUCUCAAAUUGCCCACACUCUUAAACUCAGUGAAGUGCAGGUGAAAAUUUGGUUCCAGAACCGCAGAGCAAAAUGGAAACGCAUCAAAGCUGGGAAUGUCAACAGCCGUGCAGGUGAACCUGUUCGGAACCCAAAGAUUGUGGUACCCAUCCCCGUGCAUGUCAACCGUUUCACUGUCAGGACCCAACAGUUGGAAGGGGCCCGACCAUAGAGGGCAGAAACUCAUGAAGGAUUAGAUGUAGAGAGCAGAAAGGAGUUGCAAUAAUAAUCUGAAAAGGAACCAAUAGAUUCUGGAAUAUCUGACGUGUGGCCAUGAACAAGGACAAUCUUCUCUGGAGUUAGAGUUACCCCUUAACAUUAUCAUCACUUGUCCAAAGGCAGGAGGUAAAUACAGCCUGUAAAGAUUGCUAAUUGACCUGGUCAUUCGACUUGGGCCAUGCCUGUGGGUGGACCAGGUGGAUGGGGCCCAUGGAUGUUCAUGUAACUUUACGUGUAGGACUAAUGGUACAGAACUGAGAUGUAAAGGCACCCAAAAUUAGUUUUCUCUUUAAAUUCUACAAAUUAUGCCCUCCUACAUUCAUAUAGUAUAUGUCCAGUGUAUGCUUCAUCAGAGAGCAUCUUCAGAGCCACUCUACAGGAGACUACAACUACACUGCUCCAUGGGAAUGGGUUAGAAUGACUACCUGAGUGGUCCAGUUUGACUACAUACAUACAUCUAUAUAAGGUGAGGUGGCCCCAAGACAUUCUACCUGGUGUAAGAGAUUACUUCUCCAAGCUACUGGCUUGAGGGGAUAAACUGACUAGAAAAUCCAAAGCAUCACUGGUGAGAGGUUGUUACCUCUGCCCGGAGGGUGGAGCGGGUGGAGCUGGUCAAUCAAUAAUAGUGAAGGUUUUGUUAGUAAAGUUCAGGCAGUUUUGGGUGCAAGAUGUCCCUCCAUGCAUGAAAGAUUCCUGCAAGAAAUACCAGCUUCUUCAAAUGCUGCAAGACUCUCAAUGAACUCCUUAAUAGGGUCUCUCCUUCUGACAUUGUGAUCUUGUCUCCUUGGGGUCACCUUCGCCCCAUUUAUUGAUGACUAUCACAGCAAUCUAUGUAAUAUGUCAUACCUCCGACAUCCUUCAAUACUUCCCUUCUUUAUGAACACAAAAUCUUGAGAUAGCGUGCCUUCUCCUUGAAGACCAUGGAUAUCUCAAUAUCCAAAGACUUGUGUGGAUGCAGAAAGCGACAAUCAAAUUAAAUAUUAUUUAUGGCUGGUGUCAACUGACCGUCCAUAUGUGAACAGAUCAUGUCCAGAAUAAUUGUUGUGAUGCCUCAAACAUCCAUCUUAUAGUGGCCCCCCACUGCUAAUCCAGCAAGAACUUCUCCACAGGCCUCCAUGCAUGAGGACUUUACAGUCAGGGUGCGGAUCAUAUAACCAUAGCCGAUCCCUUCAGAAGGUAUUCACUGCUGGCAAAGAAUAGAGGACUGUCACUUGACACAAUGCAGACGAGCAGUAAAGCUUCUUGUGAAG
Bufo gargarizans (Asiatic toad) is the source of this 3059-nucleotide messenger RNA. RefSeq names its product gastrulation brain homeobox 1 (gene GBX1). The transcript is spliced from 2 exons. Gene Ontology annotation, cellular component: nucleus. Gene Ontology annotation, biological process: regulation of nervous system development; regulation of transcription by RNA polymerase II. The record is from RefSeq and is a predicted model, not a curated record. Gene Ontology annotation, molecular function: DNA-binding transcription factor activity, RNA polymerase II-specific; RNA polymerase II transcription regulatory region sequence-specific DNA binding. Bases 815 to 1762 code for a protein of 315 amino acids. Lineage: Eukaryota; Metazoa; Chordata; Amphibia; Anura; Bufonidae.